Lacerta agilis (Sand lizard) is the source of this 2393-nucleotide messenger RNA. RefSeq names its product intraflagellar transport 81 (gene IFT81). Gene Ontology annotation, cellular component: centrosome; intraciliary transport particle B; cilium. The record is from RefSeq and is a predicted model, not a curated record. Bases 141 to 2171 code for a protein of 676 amino acids. Lineage: Eukaryota; Metazoa; Chordata; Lepidosauria; Squamata; Lacertidae. Gene Ontology annotation, molecular function: tubulin binding. The transcript is spliced from 19 exons. Gene Ontology annotation, biological process: intraciliary transport; cilium assembly.
GAGCGGAACUGCCUCCUCCACGGCAGCAACGGUACCCUAGCAACCGUUACCAAGGGCCCCGGCACCAGAGGCGGGGAAGAGAUGGCAAUUUAGAGGGGGCGUUUCGGGCGAAGGGUUGAGAUAUAUACUAGCGUGCCAUUAUGAGUGACCAGCUAAAAUUUAUUGUUGAGAAGCUCAACAAGGAGCCCUUUAAGAAGAACUUCAACUUAAUCACAUUUGACUCCUUGGAGUCAAUGCAGCUGUUACAGCUGCUAAAUGAUGUUCUGGGAGAGAUUGACCCAAAGCAAGUUGUUGACAUUAGAGAAGAGCUUCCAGAGCAGACUGCUAAACGGAUGUUGAGCCUUCUUGGCAUUCUUAAAUAUAAACCUCCAGGAGGCACCAGUGACUUGAGUACGUUCCGCCAGGGUUUAGUCAUUGGAAGUAAGCCUGUCAUUCAUCCUGUCUUGCACUGGCUGCUUCAACGGACAAAUGAGCUGAAGAAAAGAGCCUAUCUUGCACGGUUCCUAAUCAAAGUGGACGUGCCAGCAGAGUUCCUUCAAGAUGAUACUGUGUCAGAUACCAAUAGACAGUAUGAAGAGCUGAUGGAAGCAUUCAAAAACCUACAUAAAGAAUGUGAACAGCUGAAGACAUCUGGUUUCUCAACUGCAGAAAUACGAAGGGAUAUCACUGCUAUGGAAGAGGAGAAGGAUCAGCUGAUGAAGAGAGUAGAGCGUCUUAAGAAGCGUGUGGAGACAGUGCAGAAUCAUCAGCGGAUGCUUGAAAUGGCAAGGCAGCUUCGAGUGGAGAAGGAGAGGGAGGAAUCUCUCUCCCAGCAGAAGCAAGAACAGAAAAAUCAGCUUUUUCAUGCAGAGCAGAGGCUGCAAAGAGUCCAACUCCAGCUCAAGGAUAUGCGUCAUGCAGCAGUGGAUUCAAAGCCAGAAAGCUUAAUGAAGAGACUGGAAGAGGAGACAAAGUUCAAUACAUAUUUGGUCUCUGAAAAAUUUCCUAGAGAACUGGAAAUAAAGAAGCAGUCGCUGUACUUCUUGCAGAAAGUAGUUGCAGAGCCAGCAAUGGGCCAGUCUGAUCUCAACGAACUUGAAACCAAAAUAAAUGAGGUCAACAUACAAAUCAAUCAGUUGAUUGAGAAGCGGAUGAUGAAAUAUGAACCAAUUGAUAGUAAAUUUUCAAUGUAUCGACAACAGGCCUCCAUCAUUUCCCGGAAGAAGGCAGCCAAGGCCGAAGAGCUUCAGGCUGCCAAGGAAGAGCUGACCAACCUCGAGAAGCAAAUGUUGCAGAAGUCAAGCCAAGCCCGGGAACUGAAUGGUGCCGAAGUCUUGAAAGGGGAUGAGUUUAAGCGGUAUGUUAAUAAGCUUCGGAGCAAAAACACGCUUUACAAAAAGAAGCGCCUGGAUAUAGCAGAAAUUACAGCUGAGUACGGCAUCCUGCAGAGAACAGAGGAGCUCCUAAAACAACGCCACGAGGAUAUCCAGCAGCAGCUGCAAGCAAUUGAAGACAAGAAGGGUAUCUCUGGAUACAGCUAUACACAGGAGGAGCUAGAGAGAGUGUCAGCCGUGAAGAGCGAAAUGGAUGAAAUGAAGGGUCGGACUCUGGAUAACAUGUCUGAAAUGGUGAAAAAACUGAAUGCUAUGGUAGCUGAUAAGAAGUCAAGCCUUGCUCCGAUUAUCAAAGAUUUAAGGCAGUUGCGACAGAAGUGUCAGGAAUUGACCCAAGAAUGCGGAGAGAGAAAAACCCAGUAUGACAGCUGUGCAGCAGGCCUGGAGAGCAACCGUUCUGCACUGGAGCAGGAGGUGAAGGCCCUUCAUGAAGAGUGUAUUCAGGAGGAAAGCCGCUAUCAUCACGUCAACUGCAUGAAAAAGAUCCUAGAAGUCAGCCUUCAGCGCGCCAAAGACGAGAUGAAGAUGUAUGUUUCUUCAGAUCUGCAGGAAAGAAGAAAGGCAAUCAGGGAACAAUAUACUCGGAUGAUCACGGAACAAGAAAACCUUGGAAAGAAACUGCGAGAGAAGCAGAAGAGUGUGCGGGAAAGCCAUGGUCCAAAUCUGAAGCAAGUGAAAAUGUGGCGAGAUUUCCAUCUACUCAUGGAGUGCAAGAAGGAAUGUUUCCUCAAGCAGCAAAACCAAGUAUCCAUUGGCCAGGUCAUUCAGGAAGGAGGAGAGGACCGGCUGGUCUUGUGAAUCAAGCUGUUUGGUAUCCCAGCCAUACUGAGCCUCAAUUCUGUUGUGAAAAUUGGCCUAGUUCUACAACUGUUUUUACAAAAGUUAAAUUUCUGGUUGCUGUUGUUCAGGGGCUCAGCUGUUGUUCAGCUACAACGGCUGCUUGGAAAAGCCCCAGCCUAAAUAGAAUGGCAAUGGUUUCCCAGUUUGACUGGGAGCCUUUUCAGCCACUCCUUGUAUUAA